AUGAUAUCUUGGCGGGGUGCUGCAGCAGCUGCUGCAGCAGCGGUGGCAGCAGGAUCAGUGCCUUUGCGCGCCCUAGCUCACCCCUCCCACACAGAGCAGCCGCCUCGCCGACCAGAGAGUUGGAUACAGGUUACUUUGGUGUUCUUGAACUGCUUUGCAUGCGGUACGAAGGAGGCUCUCUUAGCACGAAAAGUUGUGCGUGCCGCUGAAUUUCAGGGUGCCUUCGUUGGGGCCUUUUUAGGCUUAGGCUUGUUGCAUUUGAUGCCAGAGGCGGUGUCUCAGUUGGAAGCCUCGGGAGUGGUAUUGCGGCUGGGGCAUGGCGACCAUGAGCACCCGUACAAUGCGGCUUACGUGCUGGCGGCUGCUGGACUUACACUGAUGCUUAUCAUGGAGCAGAUGUGCCUUGCUGUCUACCUUGUUGUGGCUACUGCAGAUGGGCACCACCACGGUGACUCCUUGUCGAGCUUGAGCGCAGCAAGCGCCGUCAAUGAGCACUCGCCGGCAGCUGGUGCAGCCCUGCCUCACCCUGCGCAUCUGCAUGCGCAGCAGCACGGCAGCUGCAGCGAGGCGGCUUACUGCCCCGAGUGUGAAGACUGCGUGGAAGCGCAUACUGCAGCAAACGAGCACGAUCUCGGGUCUGCGUUGAUGCCGCUGUGUCUAUGCCGCACUGUUAAAGCGGUGCUUCUUGUAUGUGUCGGUUGUUGGCGUCAUGUUGCAGCUGCCUUGCGGUGGGCUGGUGCUACAGGGCGGAAUCGCUCGGAUGAGGCCUAUCUGUUGCAGAAGCUGCAGCAGCAGCUGCAGCACGAGAAACCGACAGCCUCGAAAGGAGGGUCAAAGGUUCCGUUGGCGGCUGCCCUUGGAGCGCAUGCAGUUUUGGAAGCAAUUGUUGUCGGAAUGACGAGGACGACAGGAGACGUAUGGAUUUCAACGCUGGCAAUUUUGGGGCAUAAGGGUGCAGAAGCAGUUGCCCUCUCCUCUGCGUUGCUCAAGGCUCGAACGUCCGGUUGGGUAAAGCUCGCGUGCCUCUUUGUAUUUGUUAUGGCAACACCAAUCGGAGUCUUGAUCGGAGGUGCUGCUGCUGUUGCAGAGUCUGCUGCGGCGGGUGUCUUGAACGCGCUGGCUGUUGGAAUCAUUCUCUAUGCUUGCAUUGAGAUGCUUGCCGAGUUCGAGGUGAAGGCCCGUUUUCCGCGUCGCAUGCUGCGGUGCUUUGCAUUUUUGUGCGGCUUGGGGCUUUUAUUUGGCUUGGACUUGUUGCAUGCCCCCGUGUGUCAUCAUAGCCAUAGCCACGAGCACAACCACAGCCACAGCCACAGCCACGCUGAGGAGGAUGUCUCUGGUGCUAGCGCAGCUGUUGCUACCGUACUGGAAAGGAGCCAUCUGCGGCACUUGCACUAUGACCCCUCUACCCGUCAUGUCGUGCACCAUCACGAUGAGGAGUAUCAGAACCUUCCUCGUGCCUUAACCGGUGCAGCAGACGCAGGUGCACGUGCAAAUGCGUCUGCAUCCACCCCAUAG
Cyclospora cayetanensis is the source of this 1515-nucleotide messenger RNA. RefSeq lists its product as uncharacterized. Gene Ontology annotation, cellular component: membrane. Gene Ontology annotation, molecular function: zinc ion transmembrane transporter activity. Gene Ontology annotation, biological process: zinc ion transmembrane transport. The coding region runs from base 1 to 1515 and encodes 504 amino acids. The record is from RefSeq and is a predicted model, not a curated record. The transcript has 9 exons. NCBI's taxonomy places the organism in Eukaryota, Apicomplexa, Conoidasida, Eucoccidiorida, Eimeriidae.